This is a messenger RNA of Fundulus heteroclitus (mummichog), 711 nucleotides long. Its product is annotated as L-selectin-like. The record is from RefSeq and is a predicted model, not a curated record. The transcript is spliced from 4 exons. The annotation marks the transcript as partial. Lineage: Eukaryota; Metazoa; Chordata; Actinopteri; Cyprinodontiformes; Fundulidae.
AUGGGUUUGCAUCCUCCGUUUGCAUUGCUGUGUGCCGUCUCCUCUCUUCCUGAGCAUCAGUAUCAUUUCGUCAACGAGCUGAAGACCUGGACUGAAGCUCAGAGUUUCUGCAGAGAAAAGUACACCGACCUGGUGACCAUAAGCAGCAUGGAGGACGUGACAAAGCUGAACAACACGGUCGAUCCGAACACAAUGCGAGCCUGGAUUGGUUUGUUUGAUGACGUGAACAGCUGGAGGUGGACCACCUCUGACACAAACAUCUACAAAGACGGAGAAGCUCAGUUCACAAUCUGGGCAACUGGUGAACCAAACAACUACGCAAGUAAACAAAACUGUGGAAUGAUGCUGGAAAAUGGAAUCUGGAACGACAGAGAAUGUGACAAAUCCUACAAAGCAGUCUGCUAUGAUGCUCAAGGGCAGGAUGCUUCAAUUAUCUUCAUCAACCAAAGAAUGAAAUGGGCUGAAGCUCUGAGCUACUGCAGAGAGCAUCACACAGACCUGGCCAGUGUGAGGAACACGACGGAGAAUGAGGAGAUAAAGGCGCUGAUACAAGCAGGAGGAGAGCCUGGAGCCUGGAUCGGUCUUUACAGAUUAUCCUGGACGUGGGUGGAUGGUAGCAUCUUCUCAUUUCAACACUGGAGAUCAGGAGAACCUAGCGGAGCAACUGAGAACUGUGUAGCAGCAGGGAUGGACGAUGGAGGAAAAUGGCAG